Molecule: messenger RNA, 5316 nt
Organism: Gopherus flavomarginatus (Mexican gopher tortoise)
Lineage: Eukaryota; Metazoa; Chordata; Testudines; Testudinidae
Gene: BICDL1
Product: BICD family like cargo adaptor 1
Exons: 11
Coding region: 1-1965 (654 amino acids)
Biological process (GO): Golgi to secretory granule transport; vesicle transport along microtubule
Source: RefSeq, a predicted model, not a curated record
AUGGCCGCUUACUGCCUGGGCUUGGCGGGCGCCGCUUCAGCACCAGCGGAGCUGGACAGCGCCUGCUGCAUGGAGCUGCAGGGGGCCGCGGGAGCAGGAGCCGCCCGGAGCCCCGCAGCCGCCGCGGCCGCCUUAGCUCCGCUCCAGGGCGGCCCGGGGGAGCUGGAGCUGGCGCUGGAGGAGGAGCUGGCUCUCCUGGCCGUCGCCGGGGAGCAACGGCAGCAGCAGCAGCAGCAGCAGCAAGCCGGGGAGCAGGACGCGGGGCCUGCCCCGGCGGGGCAGCAGCCGGAGCUGCUCUCGCUGAUCAGGCAGAAGGAGAAGGACUUGGUGCUGGCCGCCCGGCUGGGGAAGGCGCUGCUGGAGAGGAACCAGGACAUAAGCCGGCAGUACGAGCGGAUGCACCAGGAGCUCACCUGCAAGCUGGAGCACCUAGAGCAAGAGAAACACGAAUUAAGGCGACGGUUUGAGAACAGAGAAGGGGAAUGGGAAGGAAGGGUGUCCGAGUUGGAGAGCGAUGUGAAACAGCUACAGGAUGAAUUGGAGAAGCAGCAGGUUCACCUUCGUGAAGCAGAUCGAGAGAAAACACGAGCCGUCCAGGAACUAUCUGAACAGAACCAAAGACUCUUGGAUCAGCUCAGCAAGGCGUCAGAGGUGGAGAGACAACUCUCAAUGCAGGUCCAUACCCUUCGAGAGGACUUCCGGGAAAAGAACUCAUCAACCAGUCAACAUAUAGUACGACUCGAAAGUCUCCAGGCUGAGGUGAGUGGCCUGAUCAUGAUGCUUACCGAUAGGAAGCGGGAGCUGGAGUGUCGCCUUAGUGCUAUGAUGGAAGAAAAUGAUCUGCUUCAGGGAACCGUGGAGGAACUGCAGGAGCGAGUGCUGGUCCUGGAAAGACAAAGCAAUGAUAAGGAUCUGCAGCUGCAUCAAAGUCAGCUGGAGCUCCAGGAGGUGCGGCUGUCCUGUCGGCAGCUCCAGGGAAAAGUAGAAGAGCUUAGCGAGGAGAGAAGUCUACAGAGCUUCAACACAACGAGCACAUCCCUGCUAUCUGAGAUUGAGCAGAGCAUGGAGGCAGAAGAACUGGAACAAGAGAGAGAGCAGCUGAGACUGCAGCUCUGGGAGGCCUAUUGCCAAGUCAGAUAUCUCUGCUCUCAUCUCAGAGGAAAUGACAGCGCAGACUCUGCAGUCUCCACAGACUCCUCCAUGGAUGAGUCUUCAGAAACCUCAUCAGCCAAAGAUGUCCCCGCUGGCAGUCUACGUGCCGGUCUCAAUGAGUUGAAGAGGCUGAUACAAAGUGUUCUAGAUGGCUCAGACUGCCCGAGUUCUCGGAGAAGUGAUGAUGAUGCCUUAGAAGAACAGAUCAGGCAAACAAGUGAGGACUCAAGAGCCCUGAGGGAGUUAAUGGAGGGAGAAAGAGGGAAGCUGAGGCAAAGCCUGGAGGAGCUGCAGAGACUUCACAGCCAGUCUGUCCAUGCCCAGAAGCAGAUCAAUGGCAGAUCCAGUGACAGUAGAAAAGUGACGCUGCUGAGUGUGGAGAUGACUGUCCUGAAAGAAGAAAGGGACAGGCUCCGAGGGUCAGCUGAAGAUAAGGAGACAAAUGAACAGCUUCUGAAGGCCAUCAGAGAUCGAGAUGAGGCCAUUGCCAAGAAGAAUGCAGUGGAAAUGGAACUAGCCAAGUGCAAGAUCGACAUGAUGUCUCUGAACAGUCAGCUGCUGGAUGCUAUUCAACAGAAACUGAACCUCUCACAGCAGCUUGAGGCAUGGCAGGACGACAUGCACAGGGUCAUUGACCAGCAGCUGAUGGACAAACAUCUGAAGGAAUGGAGCCAGCCUGCUUAUUCCUUCUCCAAUGGCUACAGAGCAAAGCGGUGUGCAAGACCCUCCCCCGUGUUCAGGCCGGAGCAGCAGGGGGAUGAGCCCACUGGGGCAGAAAGGAACCGUCUCUUUUCCUUUUUCAAGAAAAAUUAAUGUGAAAGGAGAAAUCUUUCCAAUUAUUCCUGCUUAAAGCUGGGGGCAACUGCCCAGCUUCCUAAUGGACCUGAAUCUGAUCCAAAAGGAAAAACACAACGGGUGAAGGACUUAACCCUUGAGACUGCACUAUUUACAAUCCACCUGCUCUGAACAAAAAGUUUACAUGAACUGGAGAUUUGCAGUUUGACAAUGUGAUACCAACUGAGAGCAACUUUUCUUAUUCCUUAAGCAAAGUGAUAAACUUCAGGGUAUGUUUUAGGCGCUUUGACACAGGCCACUCAGUUUCUGCUGUGAAGAAUAAUCCAAUUGUCUUAAACUCAUUCUCUCAUGCUGGAGAAGGAAAUAAGCAACCCCAGGACAAGGCAAUACAGGGGACUGACUACUAGUGUCACGUAAGAGUAGGGGAAAAGUUGUGGCCUUCAUACAACCUCCAGUCCUGGCAGCUGGGCUGUCCUGCAGAUUACACAGGCUGUAGUUGCACUGGUCCUGGGAACAUAACAUGUUUACAUGGCUGUAGCUUACUCUGUGGGGGAAGUCCUUAUUGUCCUCUGCUUACGACCGGAAGUCUUUAUUCCCUCUGGUGCUCUCCAUAGCUACUCACACUGCAUCAGGACUCUAGAUCCCUUCCAGCUCAGUGCAGUUAUAAAUCUGCUAAUGCUGUGAGGUGAAUCUGGGUCCCUGUUGGUCAGUUCCAGACCCCAGAGUAUUGAGGAUUUGAUCGUCGAGGAGCCUGAAUGUUCAGUGCUCUUCAGAUACCGACUCUUCCCUUCGCCUCGCUGUGGAAGUUCAGUGUAGCUCAGCCUUAGGGCCAAAGGCCUUGUGCAUCUUCCUAGUGAAAUCAACAGCCAAAAAUCUGAGUCGCUUCAAUGGGACUAAGGACUGGUGCCCAAUGACCUGCCAUCUCAAAGUCCUGAGCACCUAAAACUGAUGGAUUUGAAUAGGAAUGGGUUGUUGUGUGUCUGAAGAUCAGGUCCUAGGUGUAGCUCUUCCACUGCUCAGCAUUGCUGCAGUAGCUUUAGUUAUAGGGCUGAUCUUCAGGGCCAACCCAUAGCUCCUGUGUAUAUGUUUUCUGCUACUCAGGCCUUGACGGUAGAAGGUUGGAUCCCUUCAUGCUCAGUGUGGUCGUAGACCCUCCCUUUGUGGUUAGGCGGCUUUGAUCAACCUGGGGUGAGGAAUGUGAACAUGCUGCUGCUCUACAUAUAUGCACACACUUUGGUGCUAGAAGUCCUGCAGUACGUAUGAGAUUAUUAGUAGAGUUGGUACCUCCUGCAGGCCAUAUUACUACCACUUAGAGCUCUUCCUUUAAAACUACUUUACCACCAACAAAAUAAGCAUUUCCCCUUUACAGAAAGCUGACGCUGGCAUGUUUAAGCAACAGCCUGUUUUAGAAGGGUUUUAUGCUGCUGUCACCUUUUCAUUUCCCAACUGCCAGUCUCCUACAAUCCUCUCCAAGCUGCACACCCAGCACAUGUGUGGGUGAGGAGGGGAAAUCUAUAGCCAUGAUGUAGUGUAUAUAUGCCAUCCUAAGGAAAUGGGCUUAAGUUAUGCAAUGAAGAUGCAGUGAUAAGAAAGGUGCCUUUUGUUGCAUGUUCACUGGAAGGGGAGAGUGGACAUGAGUCACAGCUGCAUAGGCCAGUGAUUGAAAUUCACAACAAAUCUCUUCAUUUAAGGAAGGAGCUAGUCCUUAAUCUCCUUGCAAUAUUUUUUCAGUGGGAAGGUUGAUAGAGGUUGGGAAAGGAAAGCAUGCAUAUUUCGAGCUGAUGGUUGGGAUAUAGUUCUCUUGGACUUAAAGUGCAACUCCAUCUGAGCAUGGGGGCUGUUCAGCCCAGAGAACGGGGAGGACAGAGUUAUGAACCAGGUCAGAGGAAACUGUCCUUGUGCUGAGCUGCUGUUGCUCAACUGCAACAAAACUACCUUAACACCAGAUACAUAAAACAGCGUCUAUCAGUACAAUCUCUCAGCAAAAUGUCAUGUAGUUAAUGCUGUGCUUUAAGUGUCCUAAAUGUUUUGUCGUCCCUUAAGCCAGUGGUGGGAAACUUGCGGCCCGUCCCUGCAGCCUGCAACAUUUCCCACAGCUCCCAUUGGCCAGGAAUGGCGAACCGCGGCCACUGGGUGCUGUGGGCGGCUGUGCCUGCGAACAGUCUAUGUAAACAAACUGUCUCACGGCCGGCCAGCAGAUUAUCCUGACAGGCCGCGUGCGGCCUACAGGCCACAGGUUGCCCACCACUGCCUUAGACUGUCAUUGAGCACUCACCGUCAAAGACAGCACAGCUGAUAGUGGAUUAAUUCCAGGCUCUUUUCACUGCCUAUGAGGAGUUCAACAUGCCAGCACCCCCGCCCCUGCCACCCAGGGCAGCUGACACUUACAAACCUAUUGGAAAAGGUCACUGGGAGGGAGAACACUUAACUGGAGGAAGCACAGUAACCCAGCAGAGUAGAUUCCGUAUUCCAGGCAAGCAUCAGCCUACAGGGAUUAUACCACUGCACAGGAGUUGGAUCUGCAGCAGUCAACACCAGUACAAAAUAUUUUCACCCAUCAGUACUUAAAGGGUAGUUCCAAGCAGUAUGGCAGGGAUGUAAGACAGUUGCACAGCUAAAGGAGGGAGGCUGCACAUUUUACGCAACUAAACGACAAUUAUAAAGCAAUCUCACUGCCGCUGUGGGAAAAGAAGCAAAUUUUUUUUGCUAGCUGGGUAAGUUCCCUUUAGCAAAGUCUACAGCUGGGGCCUACUGUUAUAUAUGAGACUCGAGCAUGGUCCAGAAAAUAAAUGUAGAUGCAAGUCAAGUCACUAGCACUUUACUAUCUUAACACACACUUAGAUCAGCAAGGUACCAUUAAACAAGAAAAUGAGAUCAAUUUAAGAAAAGAAACUGAGGAGUGAAGUCUAUGGCACAAUUUGUGCAAAGCAGCAAUAAACUGGGCUUACAGGCAACAGUGCAUGCACAAGGACUUCAGGUGAUGCGUGUAGGCCUUACCCUAUUUAAGACUGAUGGUGGAUUCUGGACAUAGAGCAAACCUUCUUUACCAUUCCCACUUCAACCACUGCAAAGCAAGAUUGUUUUAAUCAAAAGCUUAGAGGUACAAGGGACGUCCCUGGGUAAGAUAGUGAAGUGACAGUCCCCAUAGACAAAGUGAAAAAGCACACAGCAGGGACAAACAGAAUGUAUCUAUAGAUAUGUACAUACCACAGUGCUGUAAUUUUUGUACGUAGAAGUAAUGUAAAUAAGUGUAUGGUUUUUAUAAGAUACGUAUUAUAUAAAUCUAUAAAGGCAUAUUUUUAGUAAAAACAAUGCUCCACAGCUUCUUUUGUAAAUAGUUCUCUUCAGAAUAAAAUGGAUCAUUUCUAC